AUGGCUGAGUAUGCUGUGGUGGAAUUUGUUCAUGAAAAUGCUGUGGAAGUUGUCCACAAUUCCUGGAUUGAGAAUACCAGUGAGGGAUUGUAUAGCUACUGGCCGACAUCGGGGGCAUCUCAGAAAGCAAGGAAAGGUGAGCUGCCUGAUAAGCAACGGUGGCAAAAGUUCGAAGUUAGGAUGUUUUCUUAUACAGCUUCCCAUGAAAAAGCCCUACGCAAUGCUAAACAAGCAGAAAACACAUCAAAAAUGCAAUCAGAAGAAGAGCAGAGCAUAAGAAAAAGGAAAAAGCCUCAUCGCUUUAUUGCAUCUUCCUCAGAAAGUGAAAAGGGAGAUGGUUAGUAUAAACAGUAUAACUAAUGGUUCUAUUCAAUUUCUUUCCAAAAAAUAUUUUAAUAAUAUAGCUGUUUUGGGGAAAGGCAGUUAUUCUCCAGGAAUGUUAUAAAACUAUGUG
Molecule: messenger RNA, 454 nt
Organism: Priapulus caudatus
Lineage: Eukaryota; Metazoa; Priapulida; Priapulimorpha; Priapulimorphida; Priapulidae
Exons: 3
Coding region: 1-342 (113 amino acids)
Source: RefSeq, a predicted model, not a curated record